GGUAAGAAUUCAGGAAGAUUUGAAGCAUAGCUGAUCCAUCUGGACAGAGUUUGAGCAAAUUAUAGAAAGAUCUAGUUUGAGAUAAACUGAAGUAUGUCCAAUGCUAAAAUAGCAACAGUAGACCCAUCAGACGAGUCCAAGGCCCUCGAAGAAUUCAAGAAAAAAGUCCCGACUUUAGAAGGGAAGAAUGGUCUCCUCAUCUUACUGGGCAUGACUAGUUCUCAAGGUGUCCCUGGAGCUGUUGUGGACAUUAAUAACAUAGAAAAGGUUUUCAAGUCAGAAGAAGUGAAUUUUGCUGUUUGGCGUAUCGAGAACCCGACUAAAGAGCAGAUCCCGGCUGUCAUGAAAGUCGUCUCGUCUCAGUCUUACCCUGACACUAUUGAUAAGGUUUUUGUGUAUUACUCCGGUCACGGGGGAAAUCAUAAUGGCCAAAAGUUUAUCAUACCACAUGCUGAAGUUGGGGAGGUUGGGGUCCGUUCGUACAUCAAGGAAGAUAUAAUCAUGUUUUUUGAGCCGCCACCUGUGAGCAAGCUCGGUCCUAAUGUGAAGCGAGUCUAUCUAUUUGACAGCUGCUUGUCUCCAGGUAAAGUGGUUGGCAGUACUGUUCCUAAAGUUGAAGACGCUUCUUUUGGUGAUUUGAGACAGCCGCUGCUCAUAGGACACUCUACAUCAAUGGAAGAAAAGGCUAAAGGAAAACCAUCAGACGGAGGAGAAUGGACAAACGCUCUAUGCAAGUUUAUCCGUGAGCUUCCAUAUCUUCCCUUCUCUUACAUCUUGGACAAAACCUGGAAGGAAGUUGUGAAGAGCACGAGUGGUGGUCAGUAUGUCCAGGGGCCACAUUAUUUGAAUUAUAUGGGGCUCUUCUUUUUGAAAGACGAAUACAAAGCUCAGUUCUAUGACAACCAUACUGUAGAGGCAGUGAAAAGUGGUAAAGGAGGAUCUCAACCUCCAAGUUCAGUAGGAGGAGGAGGAGGAGGAGGGGCUGAACUUCCAGAGGCAUAUGGUGGUGAUAUGCCCGACCUUGAGAAGAUAUACAACGUUACUCCAGAUCAGGCUGAUAUGAAAGCUGCUCUUAAAGACCUUGGAGAGACGGAUCGGGACACCUGGAGGAGAAGGUUUGGAGGUCGACUGAAAGGACCUUCAGGGACUCAAAUUAACUUCUGCACUAAACUGGAGUACCUCAUUGAGAAUAUGUAUACGUAUCGUCAUCCUUUCUCUUGGGGUGUGGUUCUAUAUGCUCUGGAUAACCCUGUCCCUAUAACAGGGAAAGAUAGAAAGAUGAUAUCUACCUCAGUCAGAGAGUACAUGGCCAAGAACUACGCCAAAUACGCCAAAUAAUAACUGUAUUGUGUGUCAUUUUAACUACUAGACCGUUUCGUUAUAGUAAAAUUUAUGAUGUAUGCAA
Molecule: messenger RNA, 1405 nt
Organism: Amphimedon queenslandica
Lineage: Eukaryota; Metazoa; Porifera; Demospongiae; Haplosclerida; Niphatidae
Exons: 5
Coding region: 94-1338 (414 amino acids)
Biological process (GO): proteolysis
Molecular function (GO): cysteine-type endopeptidase activity
Source: RefSeq, a predicted model, not a curated record